CGGAAUGGAUCUGGGCGUUGCGGCCAUGGUGAUCGCCAUUCCCUCGCUGUCGGCGUUACACCUUCGACUGAACGAAGUGGAUCUCAGGAGGAGCAGCUACUCCUUUCUCCGUCGCUGCUUGACCGCGGCCAAGACCGAGAUGUCGCCCGAGAUGUCGCUGCGCUGCGCGCGGGUGGAAAAGGAACUGCAGAAGAUGCGCGUGGCGUUUUUUCACGAACGUGGCCGAUUCGCCGUUCACUUCACCUUCCUCUUAAUGUUGGCCAUGGCUGUGAACUUUGUGUACGAUCCAAGUUUAAGAGCUUUCUCAAGCGUCCUAUUUUGGACGCUGCUCUACAGCUACUUUGCCAUCUUCCAUAGCCUCAACAUGAUUGAGGCUCCUGCUGGCUGGCAGGUCUCUUGUUUCUACGUUCUAUUUCUGCACCUCUUUUUGGUGUCAAACCAUUGGUAUUGGUCGGCUCUGGACUUAACUGAAUCCAAGCUCGACGUGUCUGCGCUGAUUCCCAGUGAGAGGUUCCAUGCUGUUUCUUUGACCUUGAUUUGUUGCACGAUGUUCGACUCGAAGUUGACGGUUCCGUGGUGUUGCUUCCAUGCAGCUCUGCAAUUCUGUAAAUCCUGGCAACGUUUUGGACUCGCUCAAUGCCUCUCCUCGUCAGUUCUUUGCCAGGAAAUCUCGGUGCAAUUCUUGACGAUCAUGCCGAUCAUUGCCAUAGAGAAAUUGGUGAGGCUCAAGAUUGAAGCUGUUUUGGAAACGCAAGACGAAUCUUCCUUGGUCUCUGGUUUUCGUCACGUCUUGCGGGGAGUUUGUGAUGGCGACAUUUUGCUGAACUCCAGCUAUAAGAUCCUGGAGGAUGGCAGCUCCUUAGAUCGUCUCUUAGGGCAUCCCAAAGGAACCGCCACGGGCACCAGCCUUGUGAAUCUCUUCACUGUGGACGAUUGCAAACGCUUCGUGCAAUUCAUCGCGACCAGCGCCAACAACGCGCCGUCGAUGCCUCGCGGCUUUCGUGUGACCAUGAAAGGACGCCAAGGACCUGUGGCCAUGGACCUCUUCCACGUGCCCAUCCGGGGCCAGGGCUUCAAAGGCUGCAAUCAUCUUCUGGCCAUCAAGCAGGACGCGGAUCAGGUGAUCCCCGAUGCGCCGCUGGAGGCACGUGGCGUCCCCGGCGCCCCCAGCUGUUUGACGCCGGGCGAUGAGAUGUGCGGGGAGGGGAG
This is a messenger RNA of Cladocopium goreaui, 1209 nucleotides long. NCBI's taxonomy places the organism in Eukaryota, Dinophyceae, Suessiales, Symbiodiniaceae. The record is from the annotation of a GenBank genome assembly.